This is a messenger RNA of Micropterus salmoides (largemouth bass), 2008 nucleotides long. RefSeq names its product zinc finger protein 271-like. NCBI's taxonomy places the organism in Eukaryota, Metazoa, Chordata, Actinopteri, Centrarchiformes, Centrarchidae. The transcript is spliced from 5 exons. The record is from RefSeq and is a predicted model, not a curated record. The coding region runs from base 250 to 1767 and encodes 505 amino acids. Gene Ontology annotation, cellular component: nucleus.
AGGACAACCAGGACCCGGAGCCCCGGAGCAACAACGUCCCCGGAGGACAAACAGCAGGCUCGAGCUCUGAUAGCACCGAUGUUCAGGAGCCAUGUUUCUAAACGGCCUUAGCGACAGUAACUAAGGGGCGGGGCGCCGUCACAGCGAGAACGCGGAGGCUCCGCGGGAUCCGGAAGUGCUCCGAGACCAGAAUCCAGACUCAGUCCAGGACAACACGGUCCACCAGUCACAGCGGAGACCUGCAGGACGAUGGAGAACCAGAACCCGGACCACAGGAGCCAAACAGCAGCCUCGUGCUCUGAUAGCACCGAUGUUCAGAAACGGAGGGAGGGACUCAAACGUCACCGCUGUCAGUUCUGUGACAAAUCCUUCACAAGAUCUGGAUAUUUAAAGAUUCAUCAGAGACAUCAUACUGGACAGAAGCCGUACACCUGUGACCAGUGUGGGAAAGCUUUCACUCAAUCAGGUGACUUAGAAAGACACAGACGUGUUCACACUGGAGAGAAACCGUACAGCUGUGACCAAUGUGGGAAAGCUUUCAGUAGAGGAGAUGAUCUAAAAGUCCACCAACGUGUUCACACUGGAGAGAAACCAUACAGCUGCGACCAGUGUGGGAAAACUUUCACUAGAUCAGGUAGUCUAAAAGUCCACCGACGUGUUCACACUGGAGAGAAACCGUACUGUUGUGGGCACUGUGGGAAAAGUUUCAUUAAAUCAGGUUCCCUUAUGAAACACAAACGUGUUCACACCGGAGAGAAACCAUACUGGUGUGAACAAUGUGGGAAAGCUUUCACUCAAUCAAGUGACCUAGACAGACACAGGCGUGUUCACACUAGAGUGAAACAGUAUAGCUGUGACCAAGGUGGGAAAGCUUUCACUGAGUCAGGUUUCCUAGAAAGACACAGACUUGUUCCCACUAGAGAUAAACCACACAGCUGUGAACGGUGUGCGAAAACUUUCUCUACAUCAUGGAAACUGAAAAUCCACCAACAUGUUCACACUGGAGAGAAACCGUACAGCUGUGACCAGUGUGGGAAAUCUUUUUCUCAUUGUAGCAAGUCUCUCGUGAUUCAUCAGAGACAUCAUACUGGACAGAAGCCGUACACCUGUGACCAGUGUGGGAAAGCUUUCACUCAAUCAGGUGACUUAGAAAGACACAGACGUGUUCACACUGGAGAGAAACCGUACAGCUGUGACCAAUGUGGGAAAGCUUUCAGUAGAGGAGAUGAUCUAAAAGUCCACCAACGUGUUCACACUGGAGAGAAACCAUACAGCUGCGACCAGUGUGGGAAAACUUUCACUAGAUCAGGUAGUCUAAAAGUCCACCGACGUGUUCACACUGGAGAGAAACCGUACUGUUGUGGGCACUGUGGGAAAAGUUUCAUUAAAUCAGGUUCCCUUAUGAAACACAAACGUGUUCACACCGGAGAGAAACCAUACUGGUGUGAACAAUGUGGGAAAGCUUUCACUCAAUCAAGUGACCUAGACAGACACAGGCGUGUUCACACUAGAGUGAAACAGUAUAGCUGUGACCAAGGUGGGAAAGCUUUCACUGAGUCAGGUUUCCUAGAAAGACACAGACUUGUUCCCACUAGAGAUAAACCACACAGCUGUGAACGGUGUGCGAAAACUUUCUCUACAUCAUGGAAACUGAAAAUCCACCAACAUGUUCACACUGGAGAGAAACCGUACAGCUGUGACCAGUGUGGGAAAUCUUUUUCUCAUUGUAGUAACCUAAAACGCCACCAACGUAGUCACACUGCUUAAUUUUGAACAUUUUUCAGAGACAUGCUAGCUGUUUCCACCUGCCUCCUCUUCAUGCCCUGAUAGCAGAGAUUUUAUAUUCUGAGCUUCAGUAACAGUAACUUUCUAUUAUGUUAUCAAUGCUAUAACUAUAUACUGUCGCCCUCCCCAUUUCUUUUCUUUGAGGAAGUAAACUCUUGAGACUUUGUAUACCCCCCAAUGAAAAAAUAAAAAAUAAAAGUGGAGUCGGGUUUAAUCCUCGCAA